Onychostoma macrolepis is the source of this 6226-nucleotide messenger RNA. It is a transcript of the gene clcn2b, whose product is annotated as chloride channel, voltage-sensitive 2b. Gene Ontology annotation, cellular component: membrane. Gene Ontology annotation, biological process: chloride transport; transmembrane transport. The transcript has 24 exons. Lineage: Eukaryota; Metazoa; Chordata; Actinopteri; Cypriniformes; Cyprinidae. The record is from RefSeq and is a predicted model, not a curated record. Gene Ontology annotation, molecular function: voltage-gated chloride channel activity. Bases 144 to 2837 code for a protein of 897 amino acids.
GAAGUCAGUCACGCAGCGUGACGUUACGCAAGAGCCGCGCUUCCACGCUCGCGUCGAGAGGCUUCUGCUGUUUCGUGAGCUCUCCUCCGCGCGUGUGAGAGUGUGUGAGUGUGUGUGUGAGUGUGUGUGUGUGAGCUGCAGACAUGGCUGUGGACGGAACGGAGCAGCGCGCGCUGCAGUAUGAGCAAACUUUGAUGUAUGGGCGUUACACUCAGGAGCUGGGUGUUUACGCUAAAGAAGAGGCCGCCCGGAUUCGAGAGGAUGGUCGUCACCGGCGCUCUGUUUCUGAUCGCGGUCCUCCGCUCAAACUCCUGGAGUACGAGAAGGGACGAUGUGUCAGGUGUCGAAGUAAGUCCGGUUUCCAUGCCCUGGAAUCAUCACCGCCGGACUUUUUUUCUGUCUGUGCAGUGCACUGUCAGCGGUUCCUCAUGUCGCGGGUCGGCGAGGACUGGAUCUUCCUCAUCUUGCUGGGACUCGUCAUGGCGCUGGUCAGCUUUGUUAUGGAUUUCUGCAUCGCCCUUCUCCUACAAGCACAGAAGUGGAUGUACGGUGGUUUGGACAGUAACGUAAUCCUGCAGUAUUUAGCUUGGGUCACUUAUCCUGUGGUUCUCAUCAGUUUCUCUGCAGGCUUCACACACAUAGUAGCUCCUCAGGCCGCGGGGUCAGGUAUUCCUGAAAUGAAGACUAUUCUCAGAGGAGUGGUGUUGAAGGAAUAUCUCACGUUAAAAACAUUUGUGGCCAAAGUCGUUGGACUGACCUGUGCACUGGGCAGCGGGUUGCCUCUGGGCAAGGAGGGUCCGUUUGUGCACAUUGCCAGUUUAUGUGCUGCUCUUCUCUGCAAAUUCAUGUCGUUCUUUGGUGGAAUUUAUGAGAAUGAGUCCAGAAACAUCGAGAUGCUUGCGGCGGCUUGUGCUGUCGGCGUUGGAUGCUGCUUUGCUGCUCCUAUUGGAGGUGUGUUAUUCAGCAUUGAAGUCACCUCCACGUUUUUCGCCGUACGAAACUACUGGCGUGGAUUCUUUGCUGCUACGUUUAGCGCCUUUAUCUUCAGAGUUCUGGCCGUGUGGAACAGAGAUGAAGAGACGAUCACGGCUCUCUUUAAAACGCGCUUCAGACUGGACUUCCCCUUUGACCUCCAAGAGCUUCCAGCGUUUGCUGUGAUCGGAAUCGCCAGCGGGUUUGGUGGGGCCUUAUUUGUGUUUUUGAACAGGCUAAUUGUGCAGUUUAUGCGAAAACAGAAAACUAUUAACAAGUUCCUCAUGAAGAAGCGUCUGUUGUAUCCCGCGCUCGUCACUCUACUGAUUUCAACGCUCACUUUCCCUCCGGGCUUUGGCCAGUUCAUGGCCGGACAGCUUACACAGAAGGAAACCCUGGUUUCGUUUUUUGACAAUCGCACUUGGACGAAGCAAGGAAUGGCAGAAGACUUUAAUUAUGACAGUCACUCGGCCGCCUGGAAACAUCCGCAGGCUAACGUCUUUGUGAUCCUCGUCGUCUUCAUCGUUAUGAAGUUCUGGAUGUCUGCUUUAGCCACAACUCUUCCUGUACCAUGUGGAGCCUUCAUGCCUGUUUUCGUCAUUGGUGCUGCGUUUGGUCGUUUGGUGGGUGAAAGUAUGGCUGCAUGGUUUCCAGAGGGCAUUAAUACAGAUGGAACCAUCUAUCCCAUAGUUCCCGGAGGAUACGCUGUUGUGGGAGCGGCGGCGUUAUCCGGAGCGGUCACACACACGGUUUCCACGGCCGUGAUCGUGUUUGAGUUGACGGGUCAGAUCAGUCACAUUCUGCCCAUCAUGAUCGCUGUGAUUCUGGCCAACGCCGUCGCUCAGAGUCUUCAGCCGUCCAUCUACGACUCCAUCAUCCGCAUUAAGAAACUGCCUUACCUGCCCGAGCUCGGCUGGGGCCACCACGAGAAGUAUAAUAUUCGUGUGGAGGACAUCAUGGUCAGAAAUGUUCGUUAUAUCACACUGAACUCCACCUACAGAGACCUCCACGAGAUCCUCAUGAUAGGAAACCUCAAAACAGUGGCGCUGGUGGAGUCUGCAGAGUCGAUGAUUCUGCUGGGCUCUAUCGAGCGCGCUCAGUUGCAGGCGCUCCUCACGCAGCAUCUGAGUCGCGAGCGGCGCCUGGAGUUCAUCCGCGAUCGCGUCGACGCCGAGAGGAAGCGUGUGUCUGUGGUCAGCACUCCCAGCAGCGAGGAGGGGGGUCAAAAGGUCAACCACGAGGUUCGCUUCCAGAUCUCCACAGAAGAGUCAUCGUUCACACCGGCCCGUCCCAGCUCACCUAAACCUCUCAAACCUGCGCUGAAGAAGACGUCUGCUGCCGAGAAAAACAUUGAGAUCCCCACAAGUGAUUCUGGCAUUGGCUUGAAGAAUCUGUUAUGUGCUCGACCUCAGACUGAUGCAAUGGAGGAGGAUCCAGACGCAGAGGAUGACAUGACUCUUGGCGAGAUUGAAGAGUGGGAGGAGCAACAGCUUGACGAGCAGGUGAACUUCAACAGCUGCAAGAUUGACCCCGCCCCCUUCCAGCUGGUGGAGCGCACUUCACUGCACAAGACUCACACCAUCUUCUCUCUGUUGGGUUUGGAUCACGCUUACGUCACCAGCAUCGGGAGACUUAUAGGAGUAGUUUCACUGAGAGAGCUGCGUAAAGCCAUCGAGGGCUCGAUGACGGUGAAAGGCGUGAAGGUUCGUCCGCCGCUGGCGAGUUUCAGAGACAGCGGCACCAGCGGCACAAGCAGCGAAAGCGAAGCCACUGAACUCCACAAACUCUGGGAUCGUCACACCAGCAUCAGCAUUCCCCGAGAACACCAGCCCAACGCCUCCGACUCGGACGACAAGUCGCAGUGACCCGCGGCCGACGCUCGCAUCCAAAAAUCCUCCGGUCUUCCCACACUAACCCACUUUCCCUUCUGGAGAAUCAGGGACUAUCUGGACUCUGUCGAGGCUCCUCGAGUGUGUGUGCGUAUGUGUGCGUUUGUUUAUAUGUGUGUCUGUUGCAGAAAGAGACAGAUCAUUUCAUUUUUGACGUUACCUACCAUUCCCUUUUUCACUUUUUAAGAAAUGUGAUGCACAAGAUCUGUUUGAACGCUUCAUCUGAUGUCUCGUGGUUUUUAUAUUGGGGAAUUUAUAUCUCACUUUUUCUCGCACUUAUGACUUUUUUUCUUGCAGUUUUGUCUUUUCUUCUCGCAAUGGACUUUUUUCUCGCUAUUCUGAACAAUUCUAGUAAUUAUGAUUUUUUUUUUUCUCACAGUUAUUACUUUUUUCUUGUAAUUGGCCUUUUCUCGUUAUUUUGACUUUUAUCGCUCGUCUUUUUUUUCUCGCAAUUAUGUCUUCUCGCAAUUGACUUUUUUUUCGCAUGUACGAUUUUUCUCCCAAUUGUGACUUUCACAAGUAUGACUUUUCUUCUCACAAUUAUGACUUUUCUCACAAUUUUUUUUUCCUGCAAUUAUGACUUUUGUUAUGAUUUUUUUGGCAAUUAUGACUUUUCUUGUCGCAAUUGACUUUUUUCUCACAAUUAUGACUUUUUUCGUAAUUGAUUUUUUUUUUCCGCAGUUAUGACUUUUCUUCUCGCAAUUGACUUUUUUCUCACAAUUAUGACUUUUUUCGUAAUUGAUUUUUUUUUUUCGCAGUUAUGACUUUUCUUCUUGCAAUUGACUUUUUUCGCAAUCAUCAUCGUAUGUAUGACAUUUAUUCUUGCAACUAUGACUUCUUUCUCAGUUAUGACUUUUUAUAUGCAGUUGGCUUCUUGCAAUUAUGACUUUUUCUCGCAAUUGACUUUUUUUCUCACAAUUAUGAAUUUUCCGUAAUUUUUUUUUUUUUUCGAAAUCGACUUUUCUUCUCACAACUGACUUUUUCGCAAUUGUGACUUUUCUUCUUGCAAUCCUGACUUUAUUUCUCGCAAUUCUUCAAUUCUUUACCUUUCAGAUGUUACCUUUCAUUCCCUGUUUCGGAGCUCUUCAUCUGUGUGUUUUUUUCGCGGGUGGGCACUAGAUUCUCCUCUAUAUAAAGCGGGUCUGUAGGCGGACGCAGUAGGUGGCAGAGAGAACAGAGCAAUGGAGAGAAUGAGACAGAGUGGGAGUGAUUUUCUUUUUACCGCAGUGUUUCAGACUUUUUUUGCUCUUGCAGAAUCUCCAACACAAGAUUCAGUCACCGUUUGAAGCCAAACCACUCGUAUGUUAUCUGGUCAAUGUCAGACAAAGCGAAUCUCGCCCACGCAGACUCUUAUGUAAGGAUGUGCACUUUUUAUUGCUUUCUCUAUUGGAAAUGACACUAACGUGCCUUUUUGAACGAUUUGGCACAUUUGUUUUUUGCAUGUUUGCACUGAGGACGGUUAGGUGAAAUCAAUCACAGUCAACAUUCAGCACAGCAACAACAUCUGAAUUGACAAUAGUCAAAUUAUGAACAAAUGAAUGGUGAGGUUUAGAGGUUUUGGAGAAUUUAAACAUGUUUGCUUUGAAGUAACCACUCAUUUUUUUUAUAUAUAUAUAUAUAUUUUGGGAAAUCAAAGGUCAGUCCUUCCCACUGGUUUCCAUUGAUCGAGGAGAAUGUGAUGCCCUUUUUGAUGGGUUUAGCACUUGGGCAUAAAGCUGCAGGAAAACACACAUCCGACAGUAAAAUCUCUCUUUCCGUCUCUUUCUUUUUCUCUGUUGUUGGAUCUUUGGCAGAAACUUUGUGUAUUUUAAAAUGUCUAUGAUGAAUUUCACAAAACGUGUCGAGAACUCAUCCAGCUCAUAUUUAAAACCAUUUAUUUUGAGCCAUUUGAACAUUAAGAUUAUUUUUUCUUUGCAUUGUGAAAAAUUUUUUUUUCCAAUUUCAUAUUUUUCCUCUAAAUUCUUAUUACAAUAAUGUAUUUGGAUGUUUUUCUUAUGUAUAUAUGAUGUAUAUAUUUUUUAUAUUUUGUAGAGUUUUGUUAUGCUCAAUGAUUAUUUUCAUUUGAAUUCUCGUUACCAAAAAAACUAUUUAUUUAUAGUAUUUAAACACCACAUUUGUAAUUUUAGUAUCCGUUUUUUUUUUUUUUUUUGUAAUAAGUUUGCAAAUGAAAAUCAUCAUUGAGAAUAAUGAAAAAUACAAAAACAACAUACAGCUAUUGUAUAUAAAUAAUUUAAGUUUAUCAAUAUAAUUUACAUUGCAGAAAAGAAAAUAUUUGUCAUAAUAGUAUUGAUGUACGUUGUAUUAUUAUGACUAGUAAUUGUACUAUUAUGAUGAUUAUUAUUAUUAUUAUUAUUAUUAUGUAAUGAGAAAUGAAAAUCAUUAUUGAGAAUAACGAAACUUCAAAAAUAACAAAUGCAGCUGUACAUACUUAAUUAUAAAUACUUAAAUACUAAUAAUUUUUGGUCCUGGGUUGCAUUUCAUUUCGGCUAAAUAUGAUUUCUUAUUUCUCUCUUUUGAUUUUAUGGUGAAAUAUUGACACAGUCGUGGUCUUGACAGGUUUUGUGAGAUUCAUCUGCAAAUGUAUUCAUGCAUUUCCACGAACAACAGCCGAAUAGAACAAAAGUGAAAUCUGAGAGUAUUUUAUUCACUGUUGUAAAUGUUUGUUGUGAUUUAUAAAUGUUUCGUUUCAUCAGCUGAUCGUUUUAAUUGGAACUGAAAUGAGUUUAUUUAAUUCUGAUUCUUAACUGACAAAUUUGACCAAUAAGCUUUAAUCUGUUCGCCGGUGGAGAAGAGGCUUAUUUUUGUUGAUUCAUGUAGAUUUACAGAUUUUAAUAUAUUUAAAAUAUCAUAUUAACUUAAAUAUUUUCUUCUUUUUGCCAUUUGUACGUUCUUGUGUUUGUACUUCCAUUUAAUGCAAGUCAUUUUUGACUUCUUCAGACAAUAUCUCUGUUUAGGAAUAUGUGAUGCUUUUUCUUCUCUUGUCUUGAAACGUUGACCGAACGUUGUGGGAACGUUUUAAUUGCAUCUCAGAGAACGUUUUGUGUUUUGUGUCCAAAAAUGGUGCCAGUAUCAUCUCUGAAAAGACUUCAUUAAUACUGUAAGAUACACUCUGAACGGACCAAAAGAGCAAAAUCAUGACUGCUUUAUUAAAUAUGUUGUGGUCCAUUUCAUUUCAUGUAUUAGAAUGUUGUAUUGAGAAUCAUAUUUAUUAACAAUCUUACAUGUGAUCAACAAAGUAGAUAAACCGUGAUUUUAUUUUUUUAUAUUAUUGUUGUUGUUUUCAGUCAUUGGAGGAUAAUGUAUUUGUGCAAUAACAUUUUUCGUUUGUUUGUUUUUAACCAGAAUUAAAACUAUCUAUGACUUUA